This is a messenger RNA of Jaculus jaculus (lesser Egyptian jerboa), 1268 nucleotides long. RefSeq names its product lys-63-specific deubiquitinase BRCC36-like. Gene Ontology annotation, molecular function: metallopeptidase activity; cysteine-type deubiquitinase activity; polyubiquitin modification-dependent protein binding. Gene Ontology annotation, cellular component: BRCA1-A complex; BRISC complex. Bases 31 to 897 code for a protein of 288 amino acids. Lineage: Eukaryota; Metazoa; Chordata; Mammalia; Rodentia; Dipodidae. Gene Ontology annotation, biological process: double-strand break repair. The record is from RefSeq and is a predicted model, not a curated record. The transcript has a single exon.
CUAAAGCGGACGUGAGGGGAGCGGAGCAAGAUGGCGGUGCAGGUGGUGCAGGCGGUUCAUCUUGAGUCUGACGCUUUCCUAGUUUGUCUCAACCACGCUCUGAGCACAGAAAAGGAGGAGGUGAUGGGUCUAUGUAUAGGGGAGUUGAAUGAUGACACAAGGAGCAACUCCAAAUUUACCUGCACUGGAGCUGAAAUGCGCACAGUUGCUGAAAAGGUUGAUACCAUCAGAAUUGUUCACAUUCAUUCUGUCAUCAUCUUGCGGCGUUCUGAUAAGAGGAAAGACCGAGUAGAAAUUUCUCCAGAGCAGCUGUCUGCAGCUUCAACAGAGGCAGAAAGGUUAGCUAAACUAACAGGUCGCCCUAUGAGAGUUGUGGGCUGGUAUCAUUCCCACCCUCAUAUAACUGUUUGGCCUUCAUAUGUUGAUGUUCGAACACAAGCCAUGUACCAAAUGAUGGAUCAAGGCUGUGUAGGACUUAUUUUUUCAGGUUUCAUAGAAGAUAAAAACACAAAGACUGGUCGGGUACUGUACACUUGCUUCCAAUCGAUACAGGCCCAGAAGAGCUCGGAGUAUGAGAGAAUUGAAAUCCCUAUCCAUAUUGUACCUCAUGUCACCAUUGGGAAAGUGUGCCUUGAGUCAGCAGUAGAGCUGCCCAAAAUUCUGUGCCAGGAAGAACAGGAUGCCUAUAGAAGGAUUCACAGUCUUACACAUCUGGACUCAGUAACCAAGAUCCAUAAUGGCUCAGUGUUUACCAAGAAUUUGUGCAGUCAAAUGUCAGCAGUCAGUGGGCCACUCUUACAAUGGCUGGAGGACAGAUUGGAACAAAACCAGCAGCAUUUGCAGGAGUUGCAACAAGAAAAGGAAGAGCUUAUGGAAGAACUUUCUUCCCUAGAAUAAAGCAGGAGGAAAAUGUGGAAAAAUGAAAAUACCCAGCACAAAACUAUUAAGCUCAAUCAAUUCUGAAGAUGAUAAAGUUGGAAGACUCACAUGACCCAACUUCAUGACUUAUUAUAAAGCUACAGUAAUCAAGAUAGUAUGGUAUUGGCAGAGGGAAAGACACAUAGAUCAAUGGAACAGAAAGGCGAGUCCAUAAGUAUAUCCACAAUAAUAUGCUCAAUGAAUUUUGACAAGGUGUAAAACUAUUCAGUGAAGGAUAGCCUUUUCAACAAACCAUGCUGAAGCAACUGAACCCCACCAGCUAGCAAAAGGAAAAGGAAAUGUACUUCAGCCAAAAUCUUACACCUUCUAUAAAAGUAUUUCAAAUGUAU